GAGCGGUGGCCACAGCAGCGAGUGACAGCCAGUGCACAUGGCUGGGGACACCGGGAUGGCCGGGAAGCCCAGACCCUCGGCCUCGCUGGUGCCCAGACCACCCAGCUCCUGGUGGAGCCCCCCUGGAGGCCGGCGGUGCUGUGGGACCGGGUGACACUGACCUGCCAGGGCUCGGGGAACACUGGUGUCACCACCUGGUACAAGGACGGGCAGCGCUGGAGACAGGAGAGACACAACCGCCUCACUGUCACUGAGAAACGCAACUACACGUGUGAGAGACCCGGCACUGGGCUCAGCCCUCCUGUGACAGUCUCAGAUGCCCAAUUGGUGCUGCAGGUGCCAGCACAGGCACUGCUGGAGGGGGACACGGUGACACUGCGCUGCCGGGGCUGGCGAAACAACCCGGUCAGCUCAGUGUCCUUCUACCACGAGGAGAAGAAACUGCAGGAGCUCCGCGAUGGGACUGAGCUGUCCCUGUCCCCUCUGCAGCUGCAACACAGCGGCCGCUACAUCUGCAGGGGCUGGGUGAAAUCCACGGUAUCACGAGGAUGGGAGAAGUCAGAAUCAGUGACAGUGACAGUGCAUGAGCUUUUUAUGGCGCCGGUGCUGGAAGUUAACUCUGAGCCCACCAAUGGUUCCCCCCUGACUCUCAGCUGCCUCAGCACCCCCAGCCCCCUGCGGCCCCGAGCCCCCCUCCUGCACGUGUUCUACCGGGACGGGCAGGUGUUGGGGGGCCCACAGAGGUCCCCGCAGCUGCUGUUUCCCGCUGUGGGGGUCUCCCACUCGGGGAAUUACAGCUGCGAGGUGCGCUCCGAGGGGGGGACCGUGCGGAAGAGCAGCGCCGGGCUCCAUGUCAUUGUGCACAGGGUUCCACUCUCGGGGGUGUCCCUGUCAGCGCAGCCUGUGCUGAGCUGCACGGUGGCCACAGGGACAGGUCACCUGUCCAUUUCCUGGUGCCCGGGAGGGCUCGGGGGCACCGCUUGGCACUGGCCCUGCCUGGAGCUGCACCACACUGGGGACAAUGGCAGCGGCCACUGCCAGUGCGGGGACAGCAUGGCUGAGAGUGUCCCCCUGAAUGUCACUGUCCUUUUGCCCGUGGCCAAUGUCACCAUCACCCUCAGUCCCCUGUCACUUCAAGUGCAUGCAGGUGACCCCAUGACCCUGCGCUGCUCGGUGCAGGUGGGCGCAGCCCCUGUCACCUUCACCUGGCUGCACAACGGGCAGGCGGUGGCCCAGGGUCCCCUCCUGGAGCUUGGAGCUGUUGAUGUGGGACAUUCGGGCACCUACCAGUGCAUGGCCACCAACCAGCUGGAUGGGCACCAGGCGCACAGCCCAGAGCUGGCCCUGGAGGUGACAGAACACACACCCUUGGCCGCAGGGGUCGGUGGGGCCCUUUUGUUCCUGCUCCUGCUCGUAGGUUUCAUUGUGGCCUGGCACCGGUGGCACCAUGUGGAUGCCAGGAAUCACCAGGAAAGGGCCCACCCAGACCCCCUGGCACCCUCGGUGGAGGAUCCUCAGGCGACGUACAUGGAGCUGCAAAGGCAACUGUGGGAACCCAGUAACAUCUAUGACAAUCUACACCAAAAGUUGUGA
Molecule: messenger RNA, 1593 nt
Organism: Melospiza georgiana
Lineage: Eukaryota; Metazoa; Chordata; Aves; Passeriformes; Passerellidae
Product: Fc receptor-like protein 3
Biological process (GO): cell surface receptor signaling pathway
Molecular function (GO): transmembrane signaling receptor activity
Source: RefSeq, a predicted model, not a curated record